GGGCGUCGCUGUUCUCGUAGCCUCGACGAAUGCCUCAAAAAGCUAGAAAAGAAAAAUUCGCACUGAAGCACUUUAGCUAAGCUAGCGCCGCUAGCUCUUCUUCAUAUGUGAUUCUUAAGAAAGGAGUAUCAGGACAGGAGCAGUAGUUCAUGGAAGACAAGAAAAGGAAAAAAGACGACAAAAGGAAAAGGGAAGCCUCUCAGAAGGUUGCAGAACAAAAAAACAAAGUGCCAGACUUGACCAAGCCGGCGUCUGCCCAGUCUCCUGCCACUCAGAGCAGCUCUGCCUCCCCUAGCCCUGGACCCACCCCCUCUGCCUCCCCAUCCCCAGCCACCUCAGGCCCUGGCAGUGCUGCCACCCCAUCACAGGGCGGCAACAAUGCCAAGCGCCUGGGGGUGGCCAACGGACAGCCCACCUCCACCACCAGUUCUUCCUCCACCGCUGGCGGCCCAGGUGCUGCUGGAAACGGCAGUACAAGUAGCGGAGGCGGAGCCCAGGCGCCUCAGCAGCAACCGCGCUACAUGCCGAGAGAAGUGCCCCCGCGAUUCCGCUGCCAGCAGGACCAUAAAGUGCUACUGAAGAGGGGUCAGCCGCCACUGUCCUCCAUGCUGCUGGGAGGGGGAGGAGGAGGAGGGGAUGGCCCAAAUGCAAACAUGGCUGCUGUCUCAGACACUGGUGCGGUUGCCUCCUCGUUGGCCCUCACCUCAUCAUCAGCUGCUGCUUCUACUACUACUUCUAAUUAUGCAAAUUCCAUGUGGGGGGCAAGCUCAGGCAGCCAGACCUCCUCUCAGGGCAGGGAGAAGGUGAUUGUCGAUGGCAACAACCUGGAGGAGUGGCCUAGCAUCGCUGGCAGUGAUGGGGGAUCAGCUUCAUUCACCAGGGCUGGAGGCGGCAGCAGCAACAAUGGAAUGCCUGUGAACAGCAUCAGUGCCUCUGGCAACCAUUCCUCACCCACUUCCUCAUUCUCUUUGCCCAAUGAAUGUAUGCAGUCGUCCAAUGGUGUGGCAUGGGGGACGGCUGCCUCCCAGGGUCAUCUUGGAGGAGGGAGUGCAGUAGCUACAGCUGGGCCACUGCUACAACAGCCCUCCUCAAUUUCCAAAGCCUCCACUGUGCCAGGGAGCCAUGAAACCAGUGGCCCCGUUGAUGGAAGCAGUGGGAUUCCAGGUGCCAACUUCAAUCCAAAUGCCAACCCUUCGGCCUGGCCUGCCCUUGUGCAGCAGGAUGGGCCCGCUGCUGCAGGGGAAGGAGGUCCGUCUUCCUUCCAUCACCAGGGACCUGGAGGGUCUUUGUCUGCCAACAACUCUGCUUCCCUGGGGCCGGGAGGCGGGGCAGUCGGGGUGCUGGGGGGUCACCCACCUUUAUCUGUGAAUCAAUCAAGCACCCAUCAGCACCAACUUCACCAAAUGCAAUCCAGAGACAGAGAGAUGGGAGGGGGGAAGUGGGACAGCGAAUCAGCGGGACCAAAAAUCGCAGGUGGGGAAGGGAUUGGGGGAGGAAUGGACCGUGGUGUGGGAGGAUGCGGAAUGAGUGUGGGAGACCACAACAUUGCCUCCUCAUGGAGAGGCCAGCCUUCUUACCCUGCAGCUAACUCCAAAACGGGUGCCUCAAGGACUGAUGGAUGGGAGGGUGGAGGUGGUGGCACAGGGGGAUUCGGAGCUGCCGAAGGUGAUAAUGGGACCUCAGGUUGGGGUUAUUCAAGUUCCAGUAGUGGGGUUAAUGCUUGGGGUAGUGCUGGAACUGGAGGAAACGGUAGUCAAACCUCUGGGGUUUCUCAGGGAGGGUGGGGGUCAUCAGGAGGAGGAGGGGAGAGAGGAGUUUCUGGUGGUGAUUGGGGUGGGAGCUCCACUGGUAUUGGGGGAGCUAAUCCAGUAGGUGAGGGAGUGAGUGAAGCCUGCAGCAGUAACAGCAGCAGUAGUGGGGGUAGCACAGCUGGCAACCCCCCUGCCACCUCGUCGUCCUCCUCAACGGCCACCACUUUGACCAGAGCCUGGGACAAUCAGAAGGGAGAGGGUGAAACAGGGGAAUGGGGCGGGGGAGUAGGAGGACAGGGAGCACGGGGAGGAUCUUCAUCCAGCGGCGGAAACUCCAGAAAUGGGAGCGGACCUAACAGCCGUUACAAUUGUCCUCGCCAUCAGGCACCUAAUGCUGAAGCUGCCUUACAGAAUCUUCUAAGUCGGACUGAUCUGGAUCCACGGGUUCUAUCCAACACAGGCUGGGGCCAAACACAGAUCCGACAAAACACAUCCUGGGAUGUCGAAGAACAGGGAAGACAGAAUAAAGGUGGAUUGUCAUCAGCUUCAUCAAAACAUCCAUUUUCACAUGGUAGUAAUUCUCAGUUUUCUGGUGGACAAAGGACCCUAAUCACUGAAUCAGUUGGUCCAGGGGUCAAUCCUUCCUUGGUUCCAUCUGCCGGGUCCUCUGGAGAGGGUUGGGAGAGCAGCAGUAACAGUAGCAGUAGUGGGGCCUCUCUGUCUGGGAGAGCCCCACCACCUUCAGGCCCCAACUUGAGGAAUCUUGGCGUCUCACAAUCUGGGCCAGUGACCACAGCAGGCUCGGGUAUGGGGUCAGGGGUAAUACCAGGACAUAACCAGCAGGGGAAGACUACAGGCUGGGGUGGAGAAGGGAUGGGGGCUGGGGAUGGCAAAGAGGCCAAAGGCUGGGGAAAUGAGGAAUGGAGAGACAGUAAUAGAGGAGGAAAUGGAGCAGGAUGGGGUGAUAUUGGGCAACAGGGUGAGCCAGUGAGUGGAGGCUGGGGAGGAAAUCGGGAGGAGAAAGGGGCAGGGGGUUGGAAAGACAUGGGUGGGAAUGGAGGAGGAAGUGGGUGGGGAUCAGGACAGAAGGUUGGGGCAGGAAGGGACUGGGGUGAGCAAGAGUCCAAAUCAAACAGUGGAGGAGGAGGAGGAUGGGAGGAUGAGAGGAAGAAUGCAGGAGGAAACUCAGGUGGGGAUACAGGUGGGGGUGGUUGGGGAAGCUGGGAUGAUAAUGCUCCUCGGAGAACCUGGGGAGCAGGGGGCACAGGAGGAGGAGGCAGUGGAGGAGGGGGUAUGGGUGUUGUUGGGGGUAUGGGGUCCAAACCCAAUCAAAAUUGGAGUGGAGGAAACAAGAUGCACCAGAUGCCAAACAGCCAGUUGGGCUCCAUCACAGGCCCUCAGGCACAACUGCAACAGCAACAAUCACAGUCCCGCAAUCAGCAUCCACAGCUGCAGCAAGCAUUGGACCAAGGGGCUAUGCAAGGGGGUGGGGGAAGGAAACCCGUAUCUCAAGCCCAGAAUCAGAACCAAAGCUCAGGCUGGACCUCAGGGCCCAUCCCUGGUGGUUCCGCAGUAGGUGGAAGUGGGUCUGAACCGAGUGGCUGGGAGGAACCCUCGCCACAGUCCAUAAGCAGGAAGAAUGAGAUUGAUGAUGGAACAUCAGCAUGGGGUGACCCAACCCAUUGCAACUACAAGCCAGUCAACUUGUGGGAUAAGAACAGUGCCCCUGCUGGCCAGCAGCCGCAUGUACAAAGUCAGGCCCAGCAGCAGCAGCAGCAGCAACAACAACAACAACAACAACAACAGCAGCAGCAACAACAACAGCAGCAGCAGGGGCCUCCAAUACAGCAGCAGUCUAGUAGGCAGGCUCCAGGACUCGGAGGUAACAGAGACUUCAACACUGGCCAUGGACCUGCAAAAGCUUCACCUAUGGCUAUCAAAGAGUAG
Molecule: messenger RNA, 3698 nt
Organism: Paralichthys olivaceus (Japanese flounder)
Lineage: Eukaryota; Metazoa; Chordata; Actinopteri; Pleuronectiformes; Paralichthyidae
Source: RefSeq, a predicted model, not a curated record